AGAUGGCUAAUUAGAGAUACAUGCCAUAUACAGUCUAACAGCGGCAGAGGCGCAGGCAAGCGACAACAGAGCAGGUGCGGGCAAGCGGCGACAUAGGCGCAGGCCGCAGGCAAGCUGCAACAACGGAGCAAAGUGUGAACCCGGACUGGAAUCUUCGUCUACCUGCAGUCCCGUCGCUCUCUCACCAGCAGCCAUGGCCGCGGAUCCCACCACCGGCGGCGGCGAGGCGGAGUCCUUCUUCCGCGCCGCGCCGCCGCUCCGCGACCAGGACCGCGUCGCCGGGGACCUCGCCGACUUCGUCGCCCGCCACUCCGGGAGCGGAGGAGGGGGGAGGCUCGCCGGGGUGGUCUGCGUCACCUCCGGCGGCACGACGGUGCCCCUGGAGCAGCGGUGCGUGCGCUACAUCGACAACUUCAGCUCCGGCCAGCGAGGGGCCGCGUCCACCGAGUACUUUCUCAAAGCUGGCUACGCGGUCAUCUUCAUCUACCGCCGUGGGAGCAAGCAACCUUACUGUAGGUUUCUUCCAGAGGAUUCCUUUCUUGAUUUAUUCGAGCUUGGUGAAGAAUCAGAUAUCCAAGUCCCAGAAUCUCAUGCCGCGGUUGUCAAGACAGCAAUAAGAAAUUAUCGGAAGGCGAUUGAUGAAGGCCUAUUGCUGAAACUUCCUUUCACCACUAUCUUUGAGUACCUUCAGUUACUGCAAAUGGUAGGUACGGCGAUGAAUUGCUUGGGACGCCAAGGAAUGUUUUACCUUGCUGCGGCAGUUUCUGACUUUUAUGUUCCAUGGGAAAGCAUGGCUAAACAUAAAAUCGAGUCAGCAAGUGGUCCUUUGAACAUGCAACUCAAUCAAGUUCCGAAGAUGCUUUUCAUUCUGAGAAAACAAUGGGCUCCUUCAGCAUUUUGUGUAUCCUUCAAGCUUGAGACGGACCCAGAUAUCCUUCUGCAGAAGGCAGAGGCAGCUCUGAGAAAGUAUGGUAUGAAUGUCGUGGUCGCCAACGAGCUAGCGAACUACAAAGAUGUAGUUGUGAUGGUCACAAGCAAUGGGAGGACAACCGUGCGAAGGCCCAGCAAGGAGGACGACGUCGAAGAACAGUUAAUCGAUCUCUUGGUAGAGAUGCACUCCGAACACAUCAUGCAGCUCAAUCAAGACGUGCACAAGCUGACAUAACAAUUAUACUGAAUGGAAUACGAGUAUCAGAAUUCUUGGCAACUACAUCAUCCAAAGUUGUUACAACUUACGAGCCACGAGCUGAACUAUGAAUAUCAUGACUUGUAAAAAAGAAAAAGAAUAGCAUAUGCCCACAAAUGGUGGUAAAGUAUGUAUGUACCACAUUCAGGUGUCAAUGUUACGCCUGGUGCUUCUGUAACUUACUACAUGUUAAUUCCCUGGGAAAGGGCCUUGGGAGAUAGGCAUGAUUUUUUUUUUCUAAGUUUUCCUUUUCUCAAA
Oryza sativa Japonica Group (Japanese rice) is the source of this 1444-nucleotide messenger RNA. The record is from RefSeq and is a predicted model, not a curated record. Lineage: Eukaryota; Viridiplantae; Streptophyta; Magnoliopsida; Poales; Poaceae.